AUGUCCGCGGCUCGAUUCUUAGACUCCCAGGGUCCGCCCCGGAAGAAGAUGCGAAAGGGGACAAAGAGUUGUGUUGAAUGCCGUCGACGAAAGAUUCGCUGCACAUAUGACUCAGAUCGCCCCAGUAUAUGCAAUGAAUGCCACUCGAGGGGCUUCGAAUGCAUUGACCAAGAACAUGGAACUGUGGAUCCAAAGGUCACCGGUCCUCUAUCAGGAGAGCAAUCCUACAGUCUUCGUGAGCGAGUAACACAGCUAGAGAAUGUGGUAAGAGAUAUCAUGCAGCGGAUGGAUCAAUCCACCCCGUCAUCAUCUUCCGCGUCUCCCGCUCAGAUUGAUCAUCCCAAGGACCCGCCUAUGCAGACGCGUAAGCAUUACAUAGACGAAUAUCCUGAGCACAAUGUUUCGGGGAAGCAGAUGACCGUCACGGUUGCAAGCGAGAUAGUCGAGGGUGCGCCAAUCACGGAAAGUCAUCAGAUCGAGAACGCACCCGUACUACAGCUUCUGAACAACAAUGUUAUUUCUCGCACCGAGGGAACUGCAACACGCAACCAAAAUGUUGCCGCUACACAGGCCAUCUCGCCAAAGGCGAUUGCAGCGCGAAACGAGCUCGUCAAGUUAAUUCCACCUCGUGCCGAUCUCCUUCGCAUUCGAGACUUAGCUGUGGAUUGGUGGUCUGUAUGGUUUCACAUGUUUCCUGAACUACAUGAUAAGGACAUGUCACUUCUCGUUGGUGAGCGGGACUACUUUGAAAUACCAAAUUCCCCUGGAGACGUUGCAAAAUUCAUACUCUGUCACUUGAUGUGUAUCGACCAACUUCCGGCCGGGUUUGAUUACAACUCUCUCGAAAUGCCGAUCGUUCCGUGUGAGUACGCUGAUCGCUGUGUGGACACGAUUGAUCGUUUGAUUAUCAAGGAUGAAGAUUUGUGCGGCACUCUACCCAGUCUUGAGGCGAUAUUACUUCUUUCAAAGUGGUAUACGAACAUUGGACGGCCACGAAAGGCGUGGCUUACGACGAGACGUGGAGUUGAAUUAGCACAGUUGGCUGGCUUGCACAUAUCCACUGCCAAAGAGCCCCAUCCUGAUGACAAACUUUACGACCGGCGUCUUAAACUUUGGACAAUGCUUGGCUUGAAUGAUCGAUUUCUCUGCAUGAUUUUAGGGCUGCCAUAUGCAAUUCAGGAACGCCUGUACCGUCCACAGGUCGAACGGCGCUUAAAAACAGAACCUCGCAAUAUGGAAACCUAUUGUCUUCAACUUUCACUAAUCAUGGGUCCCAUAAUCGAUAGAAAUCAGGAGGAUCCAGCUAAGAUGUCGAUUGCUGAAACCUUGAAGCUAGAUCAAGACAUGAGCGCCAUGGCACGAUCCAUGCCGGAUCAUUUUUGGCAGCAGCAAAUUCCGGAAAAGAAAUUGUCUAUUGAUGAAGGUGUUGAGCGGUUGUUGUUGCCAUUCAUGUUCCACUAUAUGCGAGCCACGCUACAUUUGCCAUUCAUGCUACAAUCCCAUAUCGACCGCCGGUAUCAGUUCAGCCGAGAAGCCGCAUUAGAAUCAUCUCGGAACGCACUGCUUGCAUAUAACAAGUUGCGGUCUGGGGAUAUGAUAAGUCCAUAUAUAUGCCGCUUUAUCGACUUUCAAGCCUUUUCAGCGGCCAUGCUUUUGAUUAUCAAUGUUAUCGGAUAUUCUGAAGAUGCUCCAAAUCACAGCCCAGAGCAGGACGAUAAGGAUUGGGCAAUCAUUGACGCCACGACAGAAGUCCUCCGUCACGCAGCAAUGGAACAUGCCGGCACUGUCGCGCAACAAUCACUCAUCAUUCUGGAGGGACUCAGCAAAAACAUGGAAAUGGAAUGCUCUGCAGACGUGUCCUGCAAAGUCUCAGUUCCGUAUUUUGGCAGCGUUACCGUCAUACCAGGGAAAAAGGCAUGCAAAAUCCGGAAUCGUUCUUCCGCUAAUCAGCAGCCGCAGCAGCAACAGCAACAGCAACAACCUACUCCCAGCAGUAGCAGCAUUUUUAGUCAGCAUUCUGUCAAGGGUUCUACAUCCGAACAGCCAAGCCCCUUCCAACUAUACACCCCUCCCCAAUCAAACAUCGACUUCAGCAACUGCUCCGUCGCCGACUGUCCAGACCAACAACACAAUCAAGCCAUAAACAAUCCGACAACGACCCCUUCAAUAUGGGAUGACUCCUCACGUGUCCAACUAGAGAAUAUCAUGACGCUACCAAACGCAGGAAUGAUCCCCAAUUCGGGCAUGUCGAUGGUGAACAGUAAUAACCCCGAUCAAAUGGCGUCCGGGCUUAUGGGUGGUUUUUGGGGGAAUAAUGAGGAUUUGAGCCUCUGGUCGAAUAUUCCCUUAGAUCUGGAUCAGGGAUGGAAUUUGGAUUGGACUAGUGGAGCUGGUAUACAAUAG
Molecule: messenger RNA, 2403 nt
Organism: Talaromyces marneffei
Lineage: Eukaryota; Fungi; Ascomycota; Eurotiomycetes; Eurotiales; Trichocomaceae
Exons: 2
Coding region: 1-2403 (800 amino acids)
Biological process (GO): regulation of DNA-templated transcription
Molecular function (GO): DNA-binding transcription factor activity, RNA polymerase II-specific; zinc ion binding
Source: RefSeq, a predicted model, not a curated record